AUCUUCACCUUAUCCUCUUUCUCAUUUCUGCACAAAAUCCACCACCACACGCAAAAAAACGAAAAAGACAAACACAAAAACUCUGCCUCGCCGCCGGCGAAACACUCGCCGGAAAACCCGAACAAGUAGCCGUGAGAUAUGGAAGCUGUGUUGAUGGCUCACGACCCCGAUGUGUUGAGAAAGAGCCUGACGUUAUCGUCGCGUUGCUUGUUGGGGAACCGCAAUCGUAUAUGCUCGGAGUUCAGAAAUCUAACUGUGAGGGAGUGUGAUUCUGAGUUGAAUCAAUCGCCAUCUACUCAUUUUCGUUAUCACUAUCACCAUUCAUCUUCUUGUUCAUCAUCAUCAUCAUCAUCAUGCCUUUUACAAUGAAGAUUCAGCCGAUUGAUUCUGACGUUUGUGAAGAGACGAGGAGGCUGGAGUUGGUGAAGCCGGUGGCCAAGUGGCGGUUGAAGCGGCUCUUCGAGCGCCAGUUCCCCAGCGUUCUGAGGAGCUCGGCGGCGGCGGUGGAGAAGACCGCCGGCGACGAUGCGCAUUUCGGCAAGGACGUAGCUGGUGCCGAUUUGGAACCGAACUCUGUGUGUCUGGCGAGAAUGGUGCAGAGUUUCAUGGAAGAUAAUCACGAUAAUAAGCACCCGGUUUCCGUUAAGUGUUCCCGUAACCGCUGUAACUGCUUCAACGGCAACUGCGACGACAACUCCGACGGUGAAUCGGACGCCGGUUUCGGAGAAACUAACCAGCCUUCCUCCAGCGAAGCUCUCGAAAUCCUCAAGGGUUUGGUGGCGUGUGGCAGCAAGAGCGAGAGGAAUCUGUUAGCGGACACAGCGAAGAUAGUUGAGAAGAACAAGAUAAUCUGCAAACGCAAAGACGGCGAUUGCAGAAAGCUCGUCACGGAGGCUUUGUUAGCUCUUGGCUACGAUGCUGCAAUCUGCAAAUCUCGCUGGGAGAAAACUCCUUUCUAUCCCGCUGGGGAAUACGAGUACAUUGACGUGAUAAUUGGGAACGAGAGGGUGCUGGUUGACGUUGAUUUCAGAUCGGAGUUCGAGAUUGCUCGCCCGACCAAGGCGUACAAGGCGAUCCUUCAAACUGUUCCGUACAUAUUCGUUGGCAAGUGUGAGCGGUUGCAGAGUAUGGUGGCGAUUGUGUCCGAGGCGGCGAAGCAGAGCUUGAAGAAGAAGGGAAUGCCGGUUCCGCCGUGGAGGAAGGUCGAAUACGUCAGAGCGAAAUGGCUCUCCCCUCACACGCGAGUUUUUCCCCCUUCCUCGUCGCAAGGGAUCAAAAACAACGCGGAGGAAAACCAGGUUUUGGCCGGCGGCGCCGGCGAGUUUAAAGUGAGUCGUUGCGAGUCGGAUGAGUCUAAUAUUGUGAUCCAAUCCAAACCACCGGAGAUAAAGGCUAAGAGCUCGCUCUCUGCUUUGGCUGCUGUGUUAAAUGAAACCCCAUAAAAAUUUUGUAUUUUAUUUUAAUUUUUUUUUAUUUUUUUGGAAGUCUUUAAUUCUCUGCAGGGAUGAGAUGAGGAUUAAAAAUCUUGUAUUGUAAAACUGUUAGGGAGCUCUAUCCCCUUCUGGUUUUUGUAUGUAAGGGAUGAUGAGUUUCAUUUACUACUAAUAAUAACAACAUAAUAUGAAUAAAAAUGAUGAUGGACUGAAGAGGUAUUGUUAGAAAA
This is a messenger RNA of Arachis duranensis, 1663 nucleotides long. RefSeq lists its product as uncharacterized. The transcript is spliced from 4 exons. NCBI's taxonomy places the organism in Eukaryota, Viridiplantae, Streptophyta, Magnoliopsida, Fabales, Fabaceae. Bases 354 to 1442 code for a protein of 362 amino acids. The record is from RefSeq and is a predicted model, not a curated record.